GUUAUGGGCUCCUGGAUUUAAAAGUGGAGUCGCAAGCUUUUCUCUCAGACAUGAACUGGGACAAUCAGCUGAGCUCUAUCCUGUCCGUAGCAGAUGGCAGCGUUGCGAAGAUGAGGGAGAGGCUGACUUCACCGGGGAAGUUCACCAAAGGAGGCCAAGAUUUGUUUCCAGUGAAGGAGAGGACUCAUGAUUCAGAUUUGGUCCCUCCUGCUCUUCCUCCUCGAUCCCCCCUUCUCCGACAGCCUUCCACAUCUCUCAGUCCUGCUGUUCAGUGGGCAGAUGUAGCCGCUGUCCAAUCACAGCUCCAGAUACAGAGCCAGGCGAUUGAGUCUCUCACACAGAGACUCCAUGACUUGGAAAGGGAGAGACAGACUCAGCAAUGUCACAUCCAGACACUACAAGAGGAGGUUCAAAGGCUGCGUGAGGAGCUGAGGGAGAGGGAGAGGGCCGAAUCGAGGAGGGGACAAAGUCCGGGAGCAGAGAGACGGAUGGAGCAGUGGAGGAGAGAGGUUGGACGUGAGCUGAGCAGUCUGCGGGGACACAUCACCAGAGCCACGUCGCUAGGCAACCUGGAGGAGAGUUUCAGCUCAAAACUUCGCCGAGAAGAACUGGAACACCUGCGGAGAGAGGUGGACCAACUGAAAGCACAACUAAGGAGACAAGGGGAGGACAUGUUCCUUCAGCAGGCAGAAACCAGAGAGACCAGAAGACAGUACGAACACAGCUGCAAGACGCUAGAGGAGCUGACAGACAGCUACAGAGUUCACAGCACUGAUCUGGCAAAGACGGUCUCUCAGUAUUCUCACACACAACAAGCGGUCCACCAGAUCAGAACAACUGUGUCAGAACUGAAGGAGGAGGUCAGGAGACUUAUCCUCCGAGAACGCCAACCAACACCUUUGCUGUCAGCGCACACAUCAGGGGCAUCACCGCUUCCGCUCCCUGGCAGCCACAGAAGAGGGGUCAAUGUUGAUGAGGCAGAGUCUGACUCAGAAGACUUCAGCCCGACCCCGAGCCUGGCUGAGGUCAGCUCAGAUGACCUGUCAUGGCUGGAUGACAAAGACUCUGCUCUUCAUCAGAAGCCGCGAGUGCGUCUGAGCGUUCAGUCCAGACGGAGCGACUUUGCUGGUCCGGGAUCGGAUCUGGAGGACGACGAUGACAAUGAUGAUGAUGGUGAUGAUCUCCUUGGUGAAGAUGUGAACCCAGAUUUAGGAUCUGACCUCAGUCUCAAUGAUCUCUGACCUUUUAUAAGGUGACUGUUGUGUCAUUUGACUAAAAAAGGAGUCAGCAACAUAAAGACAUUUGUCCCAGCUUCUCCAGUACACUACCUGAAAUGUGUUAUUAAUUUUAUCUGAUCAGUCCAGUUUAGAGUUACAGUCCUCUUCUGAAAACUGAAACUUUAAAAAUAGAAAAAGGAUAACACAAACAGCCAUAUGGCGUAUUUCCUUUGUGGUCUCAAGGGAAGUAAAAAGGGAGAGGAAACAAAGGAUGGCAAACAGAAGACUUGGCAUGGCAACAGAUGCACAUGCAUUUAACAAGUAAUUAAGUCAUCCUACUUAGUGUUGCUUAACGGGCCUGCUUAGAUAUAUGUGAUGCAAAGUUCAUACCAAUGGGGAAACUUUCAGAGAGGGGAUUUCUCAAAGGCUAUUUUUAAAUACAUCUUUGUGAGAGAACCAGAAGAGUUAGUGACAGAUUACACAGUGUCAGACUUACAAGUUAAUCACCACUUUUUUCUUUUCAGAUUGAUUUUCCCUGCUCGACUGAUUAUCCUUUAAACUGUCUGAUUCCAAGUGACACACCCAAGCUCCUGCUAACAAACUGUGCUGAAACAAACCACCAAAAGAUUGAGCAUUGUUUGCCGUCAGGCUGGUUAGUGAGACCUGCUGGAGGCUGAGGACUGUGAUAGCUGCAAAUCCUCUUUAAAUAAUCUGUAACUGUCUCCACAUGCACAGACUGGUUUGAUGCUGGGAACAAACUGGGAGACAGGCAGCUGUUUGAGCAGGAUUCUUUGUGAGAGCUUCACAAUCAGUCUGUUUUCUGCACAGUACAGUUUUGUGAGCUUUAUUUCUCACUGUGAGCUUUACUGGUUGAACCUCUGGCCACGAAAUUUGGAAAUCAGUUGCUUUUGCCGCACCCUCUGUACCCAUGUUGCGAAUCACUGACACUAAAUUAUGGGUCCUGCCAGAGUGAAGGACAGAAGCGCUGUGAUUGGUCCGUUAAACCACAAGGUUUGGUUUCAAGCAGAAGAGUUUAAAAUAGUUACGUGUAGGGUUGUUAUGAUGACAGAUGGUUGGGGUUAGGUAAAGUUUUGGUGUAGUUUAAAUGAGCAGGACCUUCAUCUCUGCCCAUAACGACAGUGAGAUCCAUAAGAACACCACUCUGCUUUUUAUUAGCAAAGUCAGAGCCCACAGUGUGCUUAUAUUGCCUUAAAGGAACAGUUCACCCCUAAAUCAAAAAUACAUAUUUUUCCUCUACGUGUAGUGCUGUUUAUCAGCCUAGAUUGUUUUGGUGUGAGUGCAGAGUUUUGGAGAUACUGACCAUAGAGAUGUCUGCCCUCUCUCCAGUGUAUUGGACGACAUGGCGCUCAGCUUGUGGUGCUUAAAGCGUCAAAAAAUACAUUUCUGAUCUCUUUCCAGAAAUCAUUACACGCUUACUUGAGACAAUCCCCAGACCUUGCUGUGAGCAGUUUCAUGCAGGAACUACUUUCUUUCUACCAAACUACACCUGCCAAAUGAAUCACUGCGCAGAAGGAAGCAUACAUUUACUGUUAGCUCACCCAGCACCACUGAGCUAGCUAAAGUUACAGCUCAGCUGAGGAGUGAGUCCUUUGUACAUGAGUAGAUGCACACGGCAACUCACAGUAGGGAUGUCACGAGAACCAAUACUUUGGUACCAAGGCAGUGCCAUUUUAAGUAAGUGCUGGCACUCAUUUCUCUCCACUGUCGAAGGUACAGUGGAUGCAGUUCUUUCAGACCUAACAGGCAGCAUAUUUGCCUACAAGUGUGAUAGUCUGUUGUUAAAUGCCAAAGGAAGUAGCUGACCAGACGAAGCUGCAGCCACAGCUCCGACUUAACUCAUCAAAAAGUUGUUUUUUCUGCAUAUUUUUUAUAUUAUUCUGUUUUUAAUUCUUCUGCACUGAGCGCUGCAUGUUUGGUGUUUUUUCUGAUCACCAAGAGUUGAAAAUCCAAACCAAUCAGAGUGGAGUAUUAGUCUAUCAAAAUCACAAACCCACAUAGACUAGUACUUUGCCUUCAAAGCAGAUCCUCAGUGGUAAAUAAUAACAUUUAAAUUCAGUUUGUAUGGGUUUUUAAGUUAUGUUUACGUUAGGCCUGUCAAAGUUAACAUGUUAACGAGUUAACCCAAAGUCCUUUUAACGCUGCUAAUUUUAUUAAUGCAUGAUUAACACAUGUACGUUCUGUAAUUAUAAUUAACCCAUGGCCCACCCUGUAGUUUGGGAACUCAGGAAGCAAUGCAGCAGUAACAUUGUGGAUGGCAAGCAGGAACAAACCUCCAUGAGCAGAAAUAGAUAAAGAAAGGGGUCAUUUAAAUGGCAAGUUCAGCCCAGAGUCGUGCCAGAUGGUUCCCUCCAAAGUUAGACUAAAGCUAUUUACAUUAACUGUCAACAUGAAUUCAGUUACCACCGGAGUAUGUUGAGCUGCUUUAAAAAAACGGGGGAUAUUUGGUUGAUCUUUACAUUGUGUUAGUAUGACUAAGAAACAUUCAGGUCAGUAUGUCCAUCUGUUGCUGCUUGAUGGUUGAUGAGUUUGCCAUGGUAUGCUUUAAACAUAUGAGCAUGCUGUGCUCUGAGGUUAUUCUGGAGAAUAUUCUGGACAGUAUUUGUCAUUUUUAUGGAUUGUUGUGCUAAUGCUAAAUAUACUGUUGCAUAAAGCGAGUAUAUUUGUCCACUCCCAUGUUGAUAAGGGUAUUAAAAACUUGAAAAAUGUCACUUUAAGAUACAUUUAGAACAGAUAAAACAAGUUUAAUUAAUUGGCGAUUAAGUGCAAUUAAAUAUUUUAUCGAUUGACAACCCUAGUUCAAGUACAUGUGGGUUUUUUAAUUUUUUUUUCUUGGGUAUGGAAUUGUGGAAUUGCACAGGUAUUGGUAUCUACUAAAUUCUUGAUAUGGUGACAUGUCUUAAGGCUAGAUCAUAUUACACGAUUUCA
Messenger RNA from Epinephelus fuscoguttatus (brown-marbled grouper), 4163 nucleotides. RefSeq names its product ciliary rootlet coiled-coil protein 2. The record is from RefSeq and is a predicted model, not a curated record. Lineage: Eukaryota; Metazoa; Chordata; Actinopteri; Perciformes; Serranidae. Bases 51 to 1241 code for a protein of 396 amino acids. The transcript has 12 exons.